AUGUGUUCAAUCUUAAAUUAUGAACGGUUUAUUUCAUUUAUGCCUGUUAAUCAGCAGUAAAAUGAGAGCCUGGGUAUAAAACAAUUCAAUUUUCUACAUUCACCCCAGAUGCAGUUCUAGGUGUUCAACGACCAGUUCAAUAACCCUUACAGAUGGAGGCUCAAUUGAUUGUCCUUUUUGUGAUCACAUUUGGGGCAGUGUCCGAAGCAGCGACGGAGACGGAGAGUUGGAUGGGUGGAGGACUUUUUCCUGUUGAUUUACACGAUCCUGAGGUUAUUCAGGCAAAAGAAUUUCUUGUAAAACUGUACGGCAGUGACUUUUAUGAAAAAGAUAACGCUGUUAUGCUCGAAACCAAAGCAAUGAAACAGGUUGUUGCCGGAAAUAUUGUUUAUUUACAUUACAAUCUCAUUUUAAAUGGCAAGAUAUUUGCUGAAUGCCAUGCUGACGUAUUUUUCAAUCUUCACAACAAGAUGCACCUAAUUCAUAAGUAUCGUCCCCAUUGCUAUGACCUUGUCAACCAUAUAUACUUUUAAAAAUAUCUGCAUCUUCUAUUACCAAAAAAUGACCAUUAUAAACUAAUACUAUUACAAACUAUAAGAAUAAACAAAUUGGUCAUAUAGGUAACUAAGAUAAAUUUUCCUUACGUGUUUUAUACUAUGAUUACAUGCAUUUGUUAAUCUCCUCUAUUAAUUUUACAAACAAGAUUAUCAACAUAUAAUAUUUUACAUGCGUUUCUAUUAAAUAUCCCACAAAUAAUUUAAAAGUCAAAAAUAUAAAAAAAUGAACACCCAAAGCAUUUGGCUUUGAGAGCAAACAAGGCAAUCUUAGGGGUUUUUCAAAAUUGGGGUAAAUUGGAGUUU
This is a messenger RNA of Macrosteles quadrilineatus (aster leafhopper), 860 nucleotides long. RefSeq lists its product as uncharacterized. The transcript is spliced from 5 exons. The record is from RefSeq and is a predicted model, not a curated record. Lineage: Eukaryota; Metazoa; Arthropoda; Insecta; Hemiptera; Cicadellidae. The coding region runs from base 153 to 533 and encodes 126 amino acids.